AUGCGUGUGGUUCCGCUUUUCCUGGCCGUAGGGCUUGCGGCAGCAUUGGACAAUGGACUUGCGGUCACACCUCAGUUAGGAUGGAACACCUGGAAUUCGUUCGCUUGUAGCAUGAACGAAACAGUGAUUCUGGACGCGGCCAAGCGUAUUGUCGAUCUAGGGUUCAAGGACUUGGGUUACAAUUACGUCGUUCUGGAUGAUUGCUGGUCUUCCGGUCGUAACUCUUCUGGAUACCUGGUACCCGACAAGAGCAAGUUUCCCAACGGUAUCGCGGACGUUGCCAACAAGAUCCACGAUAUGGGACUGAAGAUCGGUAUCUAUUCCAGCGCAGGUACUAUGACCUGUGCUCACUAUGCCGGAUCAUUGGGCUACGAGAAGAAGGACGCCGAGGUUUGGGCAAGCUGGGGUGUCGACUACCUCAAGUACGAUAACUGCUUCAACUUGGGUGAGGAAGGCACUCCGAAGCUGUCCUACGACCGGUACAACGCGAUGGGCAAGGCUCUAAACGAGACCGGGCGUCCAAUUCUUUACUCCCUGUGCAACUGGGGCGUGGACGGACCAUGGAACUUUGCUCCUACCAUGGCCAACUCCUGGCGUAUGGGCGGUGAUUUGACCAAUGUCUGGGACCGAGAGGACGUCAACUGCCCUUGUGCAGAGCAUGAAGGCUUGGACUGCAAGCUUCCCGGAUAUCACUGUUCGGUCAUGAACACGCUUAACAAGGCUGUCUUCUUUGCACAGAAGGCCUACCCCGGUGCCUGGAAUGAUCUGGACAUGCUCCAGGUUGGCAAUGGAGGUCUCACCGAGGACGAGGCCAUCUCCCACUUCAGUCUCUGGGCCGCUCUCAAGUCGCCCUUGCUCAUGACCAACGUCAUGACCAAGAUCGACGGCACCACGCUCUCCAUCCUGCAAAACACCGCUGUUCUCGCCGUCUCCCAGGAUCCCAAGGGCUCAAGCGCCGUCCGCAUCUGGCGAUACUACGUCGAUGGCGGCGAGAUCCAAAUGUACAGCGGACCCCUCGGCGGCAACGACCAGGUCGUGCUCCUCCUGAACAGCGGAAGCAAGGCCCUCGACAUGAACGCCACCCUGACCGACAUCUUCUGGCUGAGCGGCGCCGAGGGAACCGCCCCUCAACUGAAGUACGAGUGGGACGUGUAUGACCUCUGGGCUGGUCGCAUGAGCAACGACACCGCCAACGCCAUUAUCAACCACAAUGCCAACGCGACUCGCCCCAUCAACAUGACUGCUCAAGGCGGUGCGAGCAAGGUCUACGCUCAGGUCCCUCUGCCCACAUCGUCCGCGUUGAUGGGUAAGAAGGUCAGCACCGUCAAGGCCGGUGGUACCGUCAAGGCUCACGUCAAGUCCCACGGCGUUGCCAUGUUCCGUCUCAGAGCAGUCAUGAACAAGGAUGAGCUGUGA
Messenger RNA from Penicillium diatomitis, 1416 nucleotides. RefSeq names its product glycoside hydrolase family 27 protein. The transcript is spliced from 4 exons. Gene Ontology annotation, molecular function: alpha-galactosidase activity. Lineage: Eukaryota; Fungi; Ascomycota; Eurotiomycetes; Eurotiales; Aspergillaceae. Gene Ontology annotation, biological process: carbohydrate metabolic process. The coding region runs from base 1 to 1416 and encodes 471 amino acids. The record is from RefSeq and is a predicted model, not a curated record.